Bufo bufo (common toad) is the source of this 3410-nucleotide messenger RNA. It is a transcript of the gene JADE3, whose product is annotated as jade family PHD finger 3. The transcript has 11 exons. The coding region runs from base 172 to 2628 and encodes 818 amino acids. The record is from RefSeq and is a predicted model, not a curated record. Gene Ontology annotation, biological process: regulation of transcription by RNA polymerase II. Gene Ontology annotation, cellular component: histone acetyltransferase complex. Lineage: Eukaryota; Metazoa; Chordata; Amphibia; Anura; Bufonidae.
GAGCAGUGUCAAUACAAUAGGCUUCUUGUGUGUGGAUGUGUGCGCCUGCUGGGAGGCUAAGGCAGCUUCACUCUGCUCGGCGGCCGGGUUGUCUGCGCCAUGGACUGAAGAGGACGUGCUAGAAGGAGCAAGUGUGAGGGCAGAGAGCGUCAGAGAAGAGGAUGCGUCAGGAUGAAGCGACACAGGCACCUCAGCAGCAGCGACAGCUCGGACAAUGAAAGUCCUUCAACUUCCUUUUCGUCCUGUUGUCAGUACAGGAACAAGGGUAAAAACACAACAGAGGAGGAAAAGAAGUCUUCCGAGGUAUUCCGAAAAGACCUAAUCAGUGCCAUGAAGAUUCCCGAUUCCCAACAUGUCAAUAUGGAAGACUACUAUCACUUUGUAGACACGUGGAAGCAGGAGUGGGAGAAGGGAGUUCAAGUACCUGCUAAUCCAGAUUCCAUCCCACAGCCUUCUCUCAGGGUCAUUGCAGAAAAAGUGAAGGAUGUUCUGUAUUCUCGUCCACGAAAGUACAUCCAUUGUUCAGGCCAAGAACCAACAGAACCUGGUUAUAUCAACAUUCUGGAAUUGGCAGAGAGCAUGUGCCGUUACGAUCUCGAUGAUGUGGACCUCUUUUGGCUUCAGGAAUGCAACCUUGAGUUAGCAGAUAUGGGAUGUGCUCCUUUGGAUGAGAGCACUAUGGAGAAGACAUUAGAAGUCCUGGAGCGGCAGUGCCAUGAAAACAUGAAUCAUGCCAUAGAGACAGAAGAAGGCCUAGGCAUCGAGUACGAUGAGGAUGUCAUUUGUGACGUGUGCCGUUCUCCUGACAGUGAGGAAGGCAAUGAUAUGGUCUUCUGUGACAGGUGCAACAUCUGUGUUCACCAGGCGUGUUAUGGCAUACUGAAGGUUCCAGAAGGCAGCUGGUUGUGUCGCACUUGUGUGUUAGGGGUCCACCCACAGUGUAUUUUGUGCCCAAAGAGAGGGGGAGCCAUGAAGCCCACAAGAAGUGGAACAAAAUGGGCCCAUGUUAGCUGUGCACUAUGGAUACCAGAGGUGAGCAUUGCGUGUCCUGAAAGGAUGGAACCUAUCACUAAGCUUUCUCAUAUACCUCCAAGUCGGUGGGCGUUGGUUUGCAGUCUGUGCAAACUGAAGACGGGAGCCUGCAUACAGUGCUCCGUUAAGAGCUGUAUCACGGCCUUUCACGUCACUUGUGCAUUUGAGCAUAGUUUGGACAUGAAGACGAUACUAGAUGAAGGGGAUGAAGUGAAAUUUAAAUCCUAUUGCUUGAAGCACAGUGAGAACAAGCACUGUCCAGCAGAACAAGACGAGCCUGACAAAGCUCAUGUGGACAAUAGACAGAGUGAGAGUGAAAAAAUCAGCCUCCGAGCUCAGAAACUGAAGGAGUUAGAGGAAGACUUUUACACUAUGGUGAAUGUGGACCAUGUGGCAGCCGAAAUAGGCUUACCCAAGAUAACGGUGGAUUUAAUAUAUUCUUUCUGGAUGUUGAAACGAAAAAGUAAUUUUAACAGACCGCUUGUACCACCUAAAGAGGAAGAACAGAAUGGCUUGAUGCAGCCCAAGGAGGACAGUAUUCACACCAGGAUGAGAAUGUUCAUGCACCUUAGGCAAGAUCUUGAGAGAGUAAGAAAUUUGUGCUACAUGGUCAAUAGAAGAGAGAAACUCAAACUGUCCCACAGUAAAGUCCAUGAGCAAAUCUUCAAUUUACAAGUACAACUUGUCAAUCAGGAGAUGGCAGCAGGACAACCUUUAUCAAGUGCGCUGGAGAAUACAUUAUUUUACCCUCCUCCAAGAAUAACUUUAAAGUUAAAAAUGCCAAAAUGCACAAAAGGAGACAGUAAAAACAGUUCAGUGAAGACUGGCAAACGAUCAGGUCUUGUUGAUAAAAACAAUACUUCACAUCAUGGCCGUGGCAGAAAGCUACAGAAGUCUUCAGAGGUCCUCACUAAACACUACUCCUCUCACUUGGCCUCCGAACAAAGACGGAAUGGAUUACUAGAGAGUAGUAAUCCCCGGAUUGAGAAUCAGGAACCAGUGAUGCAGCAAACGUCACGAUAUAGGAGCUCAGGUAAACCAAUGUCUCUACAAGCUGUAAUACAUGGACAGUCUUCAAAUGGAAGUGGGAAAGUUCAGCGUCAACAUCUCAAGUCAAGCAAGUCUAAUGGAAUUUUACAUUCUAGUGCGGACAGAAUCCAAAGGGAGAGCUUAAGCCAAACGUCUCAUGACCAGGAGUCCUUAAUCACAACGUCUCUGCCUAGCCCAGGAAACUUUAGAAAGUCCAACAUUGAACAUUAUAGCCGAUCAUUCAAAGAAACCACAAACAGCUUGGUAAGGACCACAGAAGAUCUUCGAAGCUGUGAAAAACCUCCAAAAAGGCAGUCUGCGAAAGAGCGUUUGUGGAACAAACAGACUACUGAAUGCCAGUCUUCGGGGACUCCAUAUCAGGAUAACGAUGGCUACUGUCCUGACCUAGAAUUGAGUGACUCAGAAGCUGAAAGUGACGAAAAUAAGGACCACAUGCGACUGAGAAGAGGCAGCUCAAGUCGAGAAAGUCCUAACAGAGACUCAAAUAGAAACAGUCGUAACCGAAGCAAAAAGAGUAUGGUUCCUCACAGUUCGGGACAGAGGUGAUGGCUCAUGGCUCUCCAGAUCAUUUAUUUAAUGCCUGUGCAUAUUCAAAUGCCAAAAAGAGAGCCUCCAUCUCUAGGAAUCCAGUAAUUAUGGGAAUUCUUUUUUUUUUUUAAAUCUGGUUUUCUAGUGGAAAGGCCAUGCUAAGGGUGUGGACAAGUCAUUCGUCUAGGAGAAUGCACAGGCCGCAGUGUUACUUUUUGUAGAGCCCGGAAUAAUAUGCACAACUACAUUUUUAUAUUAUUUGUAACACCAAAAUGUUCUUAAAUAUUAUACAAUACAAACACCUUGUUUAAUUUAUGUGGAAGCGAAGCUCUGUACCAUAGUUUAAAUAUGCCUUUAAAUAUCUUUGCUAACAAGUGAGAGUGUUACUUUGUGUAAAUACCUUGUUUUUAAUGUGAAUUUUAAUGGCAGUGUACAGGAUUUGCUUGUCGUGCAAUGCAUUUGAUGUAAAUAUUUAAACGGUAUACCUACCAGAUGCCAAUAUGUGAAUAUGGUUUACAAAGAGGAAUGGUAGAUUUACAUUAUUUAUCAUCGUGUUUCAGUCAGACUGAAAAGAUCAGCUGAGCAUGGGUCGUAUGCAUGAAGAAUCGUGAUCUGCAGAAUGUAUUCAUGGCAGCUGGGGGAAUAGCACUGAAGUCACAACAGAACACUACUUUCUUUCCAGUCUGAAUGCAGAGCCCCUCACUUAAAAUAAAAAACACACAAGAGGUCUUCCUAAGCAGUUGUUGUACUUUGUGAACUGUACUGAGUUUUGGAUUCCCCAUCUCCAAUUAUUAUUUUUU